CGUCAUCGGUGGAGCACCAGGCUAGCUCGGUCCGCUCCAGUCUCGGUCUCGGUCUCCGCAUCGGUUUCGGUAUUGGUCUUGGGCUCGUGAGGUGCUCGAUUCGAACCACACACUCGCCCACACGCGUCCGGCGAAAGAAAAGCCUACAGCAGUCGAUUGUAAAAUGAUCUGGUAGUAAUUUUCCGAAAACCCCAACAAACCAAGGCUCCAGUGAAGGGCCCGAUGGAUUAGUCGGGCUGGCCAAGUGAACUCAAGCUCUCCGACCGAAUCCUCACAUGUUUUCCAAGGCAACGGUUUCUUCUGUAUCUGUUUUCCACUGAAAUCCAACUACCGCCUGCAAUUACGGGUCCGUAAAUCCGUUAAGAGCGAACCUCGAGCAGCGCCACUAGGCACCAGUGAAAAUGAUUGUACGCCGCCGAUCCCGCCGCGCCCGCAUGUGGAACAUGGGGCUGCUCUUCCUAAUAUACUACUGCGUCAGCAUCUACUCAGCCAAGGGGGACACCAAGGAGGGUCAACCCUUGCCCCUGGACGUGGGCAGCCUGGCCGAGGACGCCGGCGACGCGGAGGCCAACGGAGAGGUCAACACAGAGAGCAGCUCCGUGCUGGAAACCACACCGGCUUUUGAGGCCCAAUCGACUACGCAGUCCACCCCAAUACAUGGCGCCGUUCCCACCUGGCGCCCCAAGCGCGACAACUGCACGCCGCCGGCCAUCGAGCAGUUCCCCCAGCCGCUGAUGAACAAGUGGGCGAGACAGCACGGCGGCCUCAUCCUGCACAUCCUGGUGGCCAUCUUCACCUUCUUCGGCCUGGCCAUCGUGUGCGACGAGUACUUCGUGGCCAGUCUGGAUCGGCUGUGCGAGGAGCUAAAGCUUUCGCCGGACGUAGCAGGAGCCACGUUUAUGGCUGCCGGAAGCUCCGCCCCGGAGCUGGCCACCGUGGUAAUAGGAGUGUUCUUCGCCCAGGACGACAUCGGCAUAAGCGGGGUCAUCGGCUCGGCCGUGUUCAACAUCAUGUUCGUGAUCUCCGUCUGCGCCCUGUGCUCGGGCACCGUUUGCCAGCUGAACUGGUGGCCAUUGGUCAGGGACUGCUUCUUCUACUGCGUCUCGAUCCUGGUGAUGCUGAUCAUCAUCUUCAACGACGUCAUAUCCUGCUUCGAGUCCGUGGUGAUGCUCCUGUGCUACGUCGGCUACUGCGUGGCCCUCCACUUCAACACGGAGCUGGAGCGGUGGGCUCUGGGCCUAAACCUGCCCUUCAAGCUGCCCAGCAAGGAGGAGCAGUCGGCGCUAGUGACCUACAAGAACGUGCCGGACAGCUCCUACACCCAGGGAACUGCCGCCCAGGGCCAGCAGCCCGCUAAGGAACCCCCCAGCGAGAGCCGCCAGCCGGAGCCGCAAAGCGACUACCAGAAUUACAGCGACCCCAACGCCAGCUGGGACCCGAACGCCGCCUGGGGAGAGGAAGGCCAGCCGCAGCCGCAGCCGGUGGCCAAGGCCCCGCCGGUCGACGACUGGGGCAUGGGCCAGGUCGGGCAGGAGAACAUGGGCUACCACGCCGAUCAGCCAGAGUCCGUGGUCACCGGGGAGUCGGCGGCGGCAGCAGCGGCGGCGGUCGCCAAGAGCGGAGGCCAGGUGGUGUCCGGCCAGGCCGCCCAGGACUUCUACAAGUCGACGGACAAGCAAAGGGAGGCCCGACGCGACCCCCUCAUCAGACCCACGGAGGGAGGGCUGCCGGCUCUGGUCGCCUGGUACGUGGUCUACCCGAUCCACUUCCUCUGCAAGAAGACGAUGCCCGACUGCCGGCAGGAGCAGUACCGCAACUGGUACCCCUUCACGUUCCUCAUCUCGAUGGUGUGGAUCUCGUUCUACUCCUACUUCAUGGUGUGGAUGAUCACCGUGAUCGGGUCCACGCUGGCCAUACCGGACACCGUGAUGGGACUGACGUUUGUGGCCGCUGGCGUGUCCGUCCCGGAUGCCCUAAGCUCAAUAGCCGUUAUCAAAGAGGGCUUCGGCGACAUGGCCGUGUCAAAUGCGAUUGGCUCGAAUGUCUUUGAUAUACUAGUGUGCUUAGGUCUUCCCUGGUUCAUUCAGACGGCCAUCAUAAAGCCCGGCUCGCACGUCAACGUUAUAUCCAAGGGACUAGCCUACUCCACGCUGUCACUCUUCUCCACCGUGGUCUUUUUGAUCCUGUCGACGCACCUGAACGGCUGGAAGCUCGACAAGCGGCUGGGCAUCAUCCUGAUGGUCUGGUACCUUUUCUUCAUCACGCUGGCGUCGCUCUACGAAUUGAAUGUCUUCGGCUACAUGAACCCACCCGAGUGUCCCAGCACUUACUAAGUUACCGAGGACGUCAGCAACGCACUUAUGCUUUCAUUACCAGCACCAAAUACCAAAUACAUACGUGUAGCGUUGUUCAUAGCCACAGCUAGAAACAAACCGAAACCACUGCAAAAAGUCGUAGGAGGAGCGAUUAGGAGUAAUAUUUUCCUAACGUUGAUUAGAGGGCAAAUUUAAUACUCAAAGCGCGUUUCACAUGGAUUUUUACAUUGCACCAGAAGAAAUAGGAGGCGAUAAACCAAAAAAAAAAAACAUUUAAAUGUACAUGUAUACUAUAUUUACUAAAGUAUAUACUUAAAUGGUAUCUAGGCGGUUAACAAACAAUGUAAGGGUGAUUCUUUCUAAACUGAGAUACUCUUUUUCUUUGCCGGUAGUCACUACCAUUUUUAUUAGGAUUUUCCAGAAUUUGCUGUUGAUAGCCGGUGACCAUCAUUAUCUUCACUAUUUGUAAAGAUCAAAUAAAAUUAAAGAUUAAUGUGCUUAGAAAGAAAGCCUAUAAUUUGGAAAAUUUGUCAAUUGCUCAUACUAUUUUUAUAUAUACCAAAAAGACAAAGUCUUUACUUGCUCAAACUUUUAAAAACUUUAUUUUCCUGAUUCUGGAUUCGCAACAUAUACCACUAACUGUGUUUUUGUGAUCUCUCACUUAAAAUGCAAAGAUUUGUUUUUUUAAUUUUAUUUGUCCUUUGCAACCUCAUAACAAAACUUACUUGGCAUAAUAGGAAUACAAGCAACUCAAUGAUAGAGCACAAGAAAGUGUAUAUGUAAAGUUAUAACUUUCCAAAGAAUUUCUUUUCAAACCAAUUGUAUUUACUUCUUGCCUCAUUAAACGGUAAACCAACCACUAACGGGUUUUCAUUUGAUCAAUAAAAAAUUGGGAAAGUACUUGAAAAUCUAAAGAACUAGAGAAAACAAAUUAAAUGUUCGUAAAAAAUUUUAUGAAGUUUCUCACUUCAGAAAGAAUUAUCAUAUGUAAUAAACGACAAAAUAAUAUUAUGGAAAAAUAAUAACUGUAGAUAGGGAGACAAAUGUAUGUAAUUAAAAACAAUGAAAACAGCAAAAAAAAGCAUUUGUUGCUAUAAUUGUUGUUGUACAAAAAACAAAGCAAAAAUCCUACACCACAAUCAGAUUUAUUUCCGAUCAUUAAUUCAUUUCAGUUGCAUUUACAGUGGCGUAGACAGUAACUCGUUCAGGAAGGGCCUCUCUGAAAUUUUUAUUUCUGUUUUCCCAUGCAUACAAUUUAAUGAAAAGAGCUUUUGUUUUAAAUAAUUUUAGUCUGAUUUCCUAAAAUUUCAUCUAUUGGAAGGGUAUCUGCUUACGUCACUGUGCAUACAUACGUGUAUAUACUUUUGAAUCACAUCGUAUUUAUAGCCCUAAUUUAAACGAAUUCUGUAGGGAAGCUCUGCUUAUACAGACAUACAAAAGUCGUGGAAUUACACUCCAGAUAGGUUUUGACCAAGAGCACGAAUUUUUCGACCAGAAUGUAAGGAGCUAUGAGCUGUGGAACAAGAACAACGAAUUAUGUUAAAUUUUGUAAAAGAAGCUAUGAUUUUUAUUCAAAAUAACACGAGCAAAAUCUUAAUGAACUUAUUUAUUGUUUCAACUUUUUCAAAACAAACAAUUAUUUAAAACAGCACACCAAAAACGUCCUGAGAUUUGUAAGGAUACCAAUUAACUACGAAGUGCAAACAAAAAUUUAGAAAUUUAUCAUGACGGCAAUUACUUGUGUCAAUUUUCUAUUGUAAAUAACAUCCAGGUUAAAAAUAUAAAAUAUUUUAUGGAACGCAAAUGUCAAUUUAAGCUGAAACUCUAUUCAAAACAAACCCUGCACCCGUUCCAGGCUUAAAGAAAAUUUUGGAAAACCAACUUGAUGUUCUUAAACUUUUUUUAAUGGUUUCAACGAAUUAUUUUAGGGUAAUUUCAAAGAUGUCAUUCUGGUUAUUUUCGUCAUUUAUGUUAGGACACCUCCUUUUUCCUGAAAAACCGGUUAUGCUUGAUUUUUAACGGAAAAAUGAAACUUGUACACAAAAAGUACGCUUUAAAUUUCUGCUACUUGACUCUGAUUGGGCGUUUCAAGGCACACGUAAUAUAUCGUUAGCAGGUUGGCAAAAUGCAAUUACACUCUAGCCAUUCCAGCUUCUAAGCUAGGUCUUUUCCCAGGUGACUUAUCUCAUUAGCGGGAACGAUUUCCGGGAUAGUGACGAUGACCCUGGGGGACAGAAACAGACCUUAGCUAAAAGCUGGGUCUAAGACAAAUAGUAUAUAUCCAGUACAUACACCGAGUUACACACAUAUGGCAUAUUGACGGUAAUCAUACUUAUGUAGUGAGCACUGCUAUAUGGAAGCGCUCAAAUUUUAGUCAAAUACUUACAAAAAUAUUUAUACAUAUAUACAAGUUCAGAUACAAGGAUAACGCUUAAUUAUUUUCGAAGGGAUGCAAGUAAGACCAUGUAACGGACUUAAAUAAUUUAUGUAAGUCAACUUCCAAAAACAAAUCAAUAAAAAGCUAAGCAUAGAAAGCUGUAUUUGAAAUAACUGUAGUGCUACUUUCCGGUAUUAUAAGUUACCGUUAUCCAUUAUCAAUUUUUUUGUCUGUCUUUAAUUUAAAAACCACGCGGAAGGCACUCAAGUCCCAAUUUUUCUAAGAUUUUACAAUUCGCUUGGUAAUAAAAAUUUUUCCAUGCGUUGUAGAUUUGAGGAAUUUAGUAUUUUUAUUUGGACAAAAAAAAAUUUAAUUUAUUUUUUUAAAUUUUAAAAUAAAAUUUUAAUUGUAUAGUAUAUAUUGUGUGAAACCACGUAUGUUCGUUAUUUCAAAGAUGUGUAGUUCAAAGAACGUAGUUUCUUAAGUAUCUGAAUAAGAAUACAAAUGAGUUGUGUCAUUAUUGUAAAUACUAGUUUCAAUAAUGUUUUUUAAGAAUAUAUCAUUAAAUCAUGACAAUAAAUUAGCGGAGUUACUAUGUUUGUUAAAUUCGAAUUCAGAAUCGAUUAUUAUGAGAAUCAGGAGUUUUUGGUUGAUGGAAGGUGGCACUACAAAUAUUUUGAACAGAUGCAUACAAACUUACAAUAAACAUUAAUCAAAAUCAAUGUUACACAUUAUAUCGUAUGAACAAUCGCCCGUCGAAAACACCCACUUACUUAAAAACUAACUACUUCUUUAACUGGUUAACACGAGUGGGUUGUUCUUCUAGGCACAACCCAAGUACAAGGUUCUUCCCUACUCGCCCCAAAAGUUUUUCAAAACAGGCCGCAUUAAAUCUGUAACCUUCAAAGUACUUGACAUUCCAUUACAGUACAAUAUACACAGAGAAAAACUAGUUUAAAAAGUUAUGUGUUUGUAUUAACACCUUUAAUUAGUAUUUCGUUUAAAAUAUUUAAUAAAGAUUAACUGUUAAACAUGUCGUUGCUAUUCGAUUAAAAUUAUUUUUAAAGUCAUCCUUAAUCCUUAAUAAAAUAAAGUCAAUAUAUAUUUACUUUUUACUGUAUCUAAUGCAAAAUUGCACAUAUAAAAGAUAUAUAUACAAUUACGCAAGCCACUUAAUUUAUUAAAGAGGAUCUAGAUAACUUGAAGUUUAAGAGCAGGGGUAGACACAAAUCCCUCAAUUGAAAACUUUCCCUAACAACAUGCAUAAUGUACAAUAAUUGUUACAUAAACUUACAUAUUUAAAACUAAAACAUGCUAUACCAAAACAAUACAAUAAAUGUUUACGUCUGAGAUUUGUGUUAAUUAGUCGUAAUCGUUUGCAAAAACUAUAUUAAAACCUACGGAACUAAAUUCUGAAGUGCGUUUAAAAAUUAACUUCGAGGCGACAACUUAUAUCUUUUGGUGACAUCACGAAAACACGAAAAACUAUUACUAAUAUACAAAACUGUUGUUGUUAUGUUUACUCUAAUAAUGAAUUCCGGAAAUAAACGCAUGAUAAUAGACAAACCAAA
This is a messenger RNA of Drosophila ficusphila, 6263 nucleotides long. RefSeq names its product probable sodium/potassium/calcium exchanger CG1090. The coding region runs from base 402 to 2333 and encodes 643 amino acids. NCBI's taxonomy places the organism in Eukaryota, Metazoa, Arthropoda, Insecta, Diptera, Drosophilidae. The transcript is spliced from 7 exons. Gene Ontology annotation, molecular function: calcium channel activity; calcium, potassium:sodium antiporter activity. Gene Ontology annotation, biological process: calcium ion transmembrane transport; intracellular calcium ion homeostasis. The record is from RefSeq and is a predicted model, not a curated record. Gene Ontology annotation, cellular component: membrane.